ACACUGCGGGCGCGGCUUUCCCGGUCCCCGGCCGCGGCCUCUACACCCGCGGCGGCAGCAUCUACAAUCGCGGAGCCGCCGAUGCGCGUCCAGUGACCGGGACGGCUAGGCCCGCGCGCGGCGGGGGCAGCGGCAGACGCCCGGCCACCGUGACCCCAAUUUUGGAUUUACCGCUCGGGGGGUGGGGGGAACCUGGAUUUAACUGGCGACUGUUUUGGGGGACGCCGGACGCCAUGUUGUGGAAAAUAACCGAUAAUGUCAAGUAUGAAGAGGACUGCGAGGAUCGCCACGACGCGAGCAGCAAUGGGAACUCGCGCCUGCCUCACCUCCCCUCCGCCGGGCAGCAUCUCUACAGCCCCGCGCCGCCCCUCUCCCAUGCUGGAGUCGCCGAAUACCAGCCACCACCCUACUUUCCGCCUCCCUACCAGCAGCUGGCUUACUCGCAGGCAGCCGACCCCUACUCGCAUCUGGGAGAAGCGUACGCCGCCGCCAUCAACCCCCUGCACCAGCCGGCGCCCACCGGCAGCCAGCAGCAGGCCUGGCCGGGCCGCCAGAGCCAGGAGGGGGCUGGGCUGCCCUCGCACCACGCGCGCCCGGCCGGCCUGUUGCCCCACCUCUCCGGGCUGGACGGCGGCGCCGUGAGCGCCCGCAGGGACGCCUACCGCCGCUCGGACCUGCUGCUGCCCCACUCGCACGCCCUGGACGCCGCGGGCCUGGCCGAGAACCUGGGGCUCCACGACAUGGCGCACCAGAUGGAGGAGGUGCAGAAUGUCGACGACCAGCACCUACUUCUGCAUGAUCAGACGGUUAUUCGCAAAGGUCCUAUUUCAAUGACGAAGAACCCCUUGAGUCUCCCUUGUCAGAAGGAGCUGGUGGAGACUGUGAUGAAUCCCAGCGAGGUCUUCUGCUCGGUCCCUGGAAGAUUGUCCCUCCUCAGCUCUACAUCUAAAUACAAAGUGACAGUUGCUGAAGUCCAGAGGCGACUGUCCCCGCCUGAGUGCUUAAAUGCCUCAUUACUGGGAGGUGUCCUCAGAAGAGCCAAAUCUAAAAAUGGUGGCCGAUCCUUGCGGGAGAAGUUGGACAAAAUUGGGUUGAAUCUUCCAGCGGGGAGACGGAAAGCUGCUCACGUCACCCUCCUGACAUCUUUAGUAGAAGGUGAGGCUGUUCAUUUGGCUCGGGACUUUGCCUAUGUCUGUGAAGCAGAAUUUCCUAGUAAAUCCGUGGCUGAGUAUUUAACCAGACCUCAUCUCGGAGGACGCAAUGAGAUGGCAACUAGGAAGAAUAUGCUGCUGGCUGCACAGCAAGUGUGUAAAGAAUUCACAGACCUUCUCAAUCAAGACCGAACUCCCAAUGGGAACAACCGGCCCACUCCGGUCCUGGAGACCAGCAUCCAGAGCUGCUUGUCUCAUUUCAGCCUGAUUACCCAUGGGUUUGGCAGCCAGGCCAUCUGUGCUGCUGUGUCUGCCGUGCAGAACUACAUAAAAGAAGCCCUGAUGGUCAUAGACAAAUCCUACAUGAAUCCCGGAGACCAGAGUCCAGCCGAUUCUAGCAAAACCCUGGAAAAGAUGGAGAAACACAGGAAGUAAGACAGGGGUGAACAAAGGGCCGAAGAGUCUGGAAGGAAAAGGACUCCAAAACCGGUCUCGACUAGGACAAACUGGGAACCCCGCUUGCCUGGGGGACAGAGUUCGUUAUCCACCUUCCCGUGAAAAGGGCCUCCGUUGGAUUUCUAGAUCUUCACGUGCCCUCCUGGAUUCCUUAGUAUUUAAGGAGUGCUGAAGUGUCUCCUAAACUCUGGACGAGCUAUCAGGAGGUGACAAGUGCUGGCUCUUUACCCAUUAAGCUGAUAUUUUAUUUUUU
Molecule: messenger RNA, 1860 nt
Organism: Lipotes vexillifer (Yangtze River dolphin)
Lineage: Eukaryota; Metazoa; Chordata; Mammalia; Artiodactyla; Lipotidae
Gene: TFAP2C
Product: transcription factor AP-2 gamma
Exons: 7
Coding region: 234-1586 (450 amino acids)
Biological process (GO): regulation of cell population proliferation; regulation of transcription by RNA polymerase II; anatomical structure development
Cellular component (GO): nucleus
Molecular function (GO): DNA-binding transcription factor activity, RNA polymerase II-specific; RNA polymerase II transcription regulatory region sequence-specific DNA binding
Source: RefSeq, a predicted model, not a curated record